Messenger RNA from Plasmodium malariae, 588 nucleotides. Its product is annotated as HORMA domain protein, putative. The record is from RefSeq and is a predicted model, not a curated record. Gene Ontology annotation, cellular component: zeta DNA polymerase complex. NCBI's taxonomy places the organism in Eukaryota, Apicomplexa, Aconoidasida, Haemosporida, Plasmodiidae. The transcript has 7 exons. Bases 1 to 588 code for a protein of 195 amino acids.
AUGGAAACUUAUGUGUUUGAAUUUAUUGAAGCGUUCACUCAUUUAAUACUUUAUUUAAUGAACAUUUACUCUUCUGAGUAUUUUAAGAAAAAAAGAAAAUUCAAUACCCUCCUAUGGCAUUGCUCAAAUAAACAAGUAGAGGAAUAUAUACAACAGGCACUAAUUCCUAUAAAAAAAUACCUGUUGGAUAAAAGCUUAUAUAAAUACAGAAUAAUUUUAAAGAAUUUGAGAGAUGAAGUCAUAAAAAUAUUCACAAUUGAGUUUGAGCAAUUAUACAAAACAAAUAGCAAACAACUUAGCUAUUCUUCCUUUGAGCAGUUUGCUUGGGACUUUUUUACGUAUCUUGAAAUGCAGAUGUUUGAAAACUGUGAUACGGAAAAGACGUUUGAGAUUUCCUUUGAUUUACUGAAAGACCAUGAGGAAAACCCCUCCAUUCAUGAGAGCUUAAAAGAUGAUUGGGAAAUAAUUUCAUAUGAUAACCUAGAAAUGUACAAAAAGAAGAUUUUAAAAAGUAUGAAUAUUUUUGAUAAUAAUAAGGCCAGCUCUAUAUGUCAGAUAUACGUCGAAAGCCGAAAAGACACGUGUUAA